Musa acuminata AAA Group (dessert banana) is the source of this 801-nucleotide messenger RNA. RefSeq lists its product as uncharacterized. The record is from RefSeq and is a predicted model, not a curated record. The transcript is spliced from 2 exons. Lineage: Eukaryota; Viridiplantae; Streptophyta; Magnoliopsida; Zingiberales; Musaceae. The coding region runs from base 1 to 624 and encodes 207 amino acids. Gene Ontology annotation, biological process: response to auxin.
AUGGUAGUGGCAGUUGAGCUCUACCCUUCACCAAAUCCUGAAGGAGUUAGGUGGCACGCCAGGAGAGGUAUGGAUCCCACAUUAUGGAAGAAAGAGCUGUUUCCUGUUCGCGGAACAGCUAAAAUGAAGAAUGUAAAAUUAGAAGGGUUUUGCGUCGUACCUGCCAAGACGUACCCGCACGCGUACCCGCCCCGUCGGUCUUCUCGCCACCGAUUUGUAGCCGUCUACAAAUACGCCCCCCACCUUCCGUUCCCACCAUCGCAGGCGAGAAUGAUCCGACGGAUGUCGCGGGUGGCGGACUGCUCCCAGUGCCCGGCGAUGCGGGGGUGGGAGAAGGGGAGGCGGCCGGCAGCUGCGGCGGCGCAGGGCCACGUGCCGCUCCACGUGGGGGAGGAGAUGGAGCGGUUCGAGGUCCGGAUGGAGCUGCUCGCCCGGCCCGCCUUCCUCGAGCUGCUGCGCCGGUCUGCCCAGGAGUACGGCUACGGGCAGCGCGGCGUCCUCCGCAUCCCCUGCCCGGUCCCGUUCUUCCGCCGCCUCCUCGCGGCCUGCGGGAGUAGGGUGGAGGAGGAUGGACUGCUCCGGUCCUUCGACGAGUUGUUCCACUCGUCCUCCGACCCGAAUUGACCCGGCGAAUCGAAUCCGCUUCCUGGCUUCUUCUUUUCUCUGUUCGCUGAUCCGCCCAUGGAAGCUGUUGUUGUAGAUAAACUUCAUGGUGUAUCGAAGGAGGGUCUUCUUCCUUUUCACUCUGUAGAGAUACCGAUGAGCUCCAAUUACAUGAAUUCUCGAAACUAUUGUACUUCA